Molecule: messenger RNA, 897 nt
Organism: Uranotaenia lowii
Lineage: Eukaryota; Metazoa; Arthropoda; Insecta; Diptera; Culicidae
Exons: 3
Coding region: 103-720 (205 amino acids)
Source: RefSeq, a predicted model, not a curated record
CUCUUUGGGUUUUCCGUUUAUCAACCGCAUCUGUAAGCUGCCUCAAAUCAAAAGUCUUCGAAUCGCCCCAUACGUUAGUCAAAAGAAACACUUCAAUCCAGAAUGUUGGUUUUCAUUUUGUUGCUAUCAUUAACUGUAGUUGAGUUCGGCGAAUCCGCUGGACCAUCGAAUAAGUUUGAAGUGACUAGAGGCUGUCUACAGUACAACACAAAGGAUGGUUACAAUCAUGCGCAUCCGUACUUUGCUACCAGUCGAUUCCGGCACCUGAACACAACCCAGCAGAACGUCUCGAUCAUGCGAAUGGGCGUGCUCGGAUUUAACGAUGGUCACAUUCGGCUGGCUCCGGUCAUGUACCCAUACGGGGGGACCAGCAUGAAUGAAAUCGUUCUUUCUGGUUGGGGAAACACCAAGAUUGCGGUGCGGCGAUAUGUUCGAAAUAAACCGAACAAUACGACGGACCAGGUGCUGCUCAAGGAACAGUCCAGUGACGGAAUGUUGUCCUACUUUGAGCCGUUCAUGUUCACAUUGGCCAUUCAUCCGGAUGGGUUAGUGCAACUGACCCGGGAUGAGGAUGCCUAUCCCUUUUUGGAGUUUAAAGAUCCAAAGCUGUCUUCGAAGUACAUUGGAUUCUGCAACUGGGACGUGCCGCUAGUGUUCUUCUACGAUUGUCCGCUCGAGGUGGACCACAGAGUAUGUGAAGGAAUUGUUUUUAGCAAAUGAAUUCAAAAUAUAUGCGGUUUUCUGUUUCUGAGCUUUUUAAUAUAAACAAUGUUUCACGUGUGUUUCAGAGUACGUUUACCAAAUUUUGGAGAGCCUUAGAGUACCUUUUCGGCGUAUAACAUACUUCAAAAUUGAUAGUAAAAAUCAAACAGAGGGUAAGACUGAUUUUCCCAAUAA